This is a messenger RNA of Rotaria sp. Silwood2, 417 nucleotides long. NCBI's taxonomy places the organism in Eukaryota, Metazoa, Rotifera, Eurotatoria, Philodinida, Philodinidae. The record is from the annotation of a GenBank genome assembly.
AUGGAAUCCGGUUGGGGAUCACCACCACGAACUAUUAUUAGUCAUUCUCCUUCAAUUGAUCAAUUACCUAUUCCAUCAUCAUCAAUUCCUUCUGCUACUGCAGCUAAUAAUCAUACCGAUCUUCUAUAUCCAUCAGUAAAUGAAGAUACAGAUACAAAACCAAUUAGACCAGUACCAUCAAAUAAUAUUUUAAAUUUUUUUGAUCAGUGUCAAAAUGAACUUGAUCAAAUAAGAGAUGAAUAUAAGUCAAAAUUUGCUGAAAAUCGAACAUAUAUUGAACAAGAAAUAAAUCUAUUAAUAGAUGAAGAACGACAAACAUUGGAUAAAUUAGAUCGAUAUUUAAAUGAUCAUCGACGACGUGUUGAAAAACGUAAUAAUAAUAAACGAAAACAUAGUCCAUCGUCUUCAAUUCAUUAA